GUGACAGGGCGAAGAAGCAAGUGCCACUAAGCAGCCAGCCACUCGACUUCGUCAGGUACAUCUACUUACCACUGUGCCCCGUCCAUCGCCCGUCUCCCCAACUUUCGCCGUCCAGAAUCGUGACACCUGCUUCGCUCCUCUCUGCUCCCUUGCAUCUCCUCCGUCUCGGGCGCGCAAUGGAUUUUUGAGUUCGUCGCUCAACACCAGCGUGACCCCCGCAUGUUUGCUCCUUGCAGCGUCCACAUUCCUGUUUCAAGUCGCGCACGCCGACUGCCGACCAACAUGUCAGGCUUUGUUUCCGAGCCCUCUGUCGCCCCUCUGCAGCGCAAUGCCCUAGCGAUCCAAACUGAGAUGGACGCCAGAGCAGCAGCUAGGAUGAUGAAAAGCCCGCACUACAGAAAGCAUCUUUUCACGUCCAUACCGGAACUCUAUGACAUGUCCUGGUACAUGCUCCCCGAGAGCUUUGAUGGCCGGGCCUUGAUAAUCUCUUCCCAUGUCGGCAACGGUGGACAUCGCAUUCUCGCACACGUAACCGAGGAACUGCCACACGAGGUUACUUACAUGUACAUGAAGUACAAGAGAGAUGCAAGCGGAAUCGAAGUAGUGACUUCUUUGAGGUCAAUCCCGGUUCGAGCGGUCAGCAUAUAUCUCACAUUUGGUGGCACACUUAUACAUCCGUUCGACAAGGCUGCCAAUAGCGGAGACUGCGCUGAACGAAAUCUUUCAGCGCUCACCCGCUGGUACAACGCGGGCAGUUUGUUCAACGGUUCCGACGAAGACGCCUACCACAUUUUCGCAUUGGAGUUGAAAAAAGCGCUUGCUUCGAUAAACAGCGACGGAGCCCUGGACAGAAGGACCAGGCGAUCCCGCAAUUCAAAGACAUCUGGACCGGGCGAUGACUUCGACAACUACCUGGAUAAUUUGGAGUCGGCCGCUUCGGACAGUGGAGACAGCACAUCCCCGGAUCAGCAGUGGCCGAGCGAUGCAGAUGGUGACGCCAGACCCUUGGGCUCUGUCCAAGAUCCGGGCGACGAUGUCUCUCCAACGGGUUCGCCAGAUAGGCUCCAUAGCGGGAGCCCUUGUUUUGUUGACAAUGUUACCGUCAAUGUACGAGACCAAUCUGCCAAUGAUAGGCUUAAUCAACCGCUCCUGUAUCGCCAGCUCGAGGAGGCAGCCGUUUCGGAUUACAUCUUCAGCUUAAUCCGUACCAUUUCGUUGGUCCAUAUCAGGAAGAAAAGUUACAAAUCCUGUGCCAUCUGCAUAGGUGAGGAUGGAGAGCUGAACUAUGCUCACGCGUUCUUGGAAGAUAAACAGCUCAACCCUGAGGUUCAUGUCUUCUACAAGCUAGAAAAAGACGAAAACCCGAAACGGUCCACUGUCUCGGUGCCCAAAUCAGUUGAAAGGAUUCUGCGCCCACCCUACAAUCAGGCAAUCGUAGAGAAUGCUUCAGUUCGGAAAGGAGAACAUUUUGACGGCGGUGAUUAUUUGCUCUUGUUCUGCCAGUUUAUAUUUGCCGUCAAAGGCGAAUUGCCCUGGAGUGCUUUCGAGAGUCAACACAACAAGAAGAUCCUGGACAUGAUUGUCCAUGUGCACAGUCGCGAGCCCCAGCCUGACACUCGAUUACCGAAAGCCACUCCCUCAACAGCACGAGGGCGAUCCACCCCCUUUCGUAUGGAUGAUUCGCCACCACCUUCGAGCUUUGGUAAAAAGAGAGUGCCACCAGAUUUUAUUAGUCUCAAGUCGCCUACGAUACUAGGAUCAGACUCAGCUUACGGGUCAUCUACCCCAAGUGUUGCACAUACCUAUUCGCCCGUUGGACGAGUUCGAGCACGUCGCUCUGUGCACUCUGCUGAUCCCAGUGUCUCGACAGUGGCCACAUCCUCAGCGUCAAGUCGCAUGGCCAACACCAAUGCGUCCAAUGACAUAGUUCACGUCGACGAUCAGGCAGUCACGGCUAUCAGGAGCACACUGCCCCAGCAAAUCGGCACUCCACGGGGACACAAGCGAAGCGCUGAGAAUCAGCUAUCUGACAUCCACGCACGUGCUGAAAGACUGAGAGAAGCACAAAUUGCCGAUCGGAAGAGGAGAAGGGACGAAGAGAGAGCUAGGGUAAGCGCUGAGCUAGCAGCCAUUGACGAAGCCUGUGAAGCCGAUGUCAAGGCAAUUCAUCAGACACCCGACAUUGAACUUGUGACACAGUUUCAAUGAAGGCGUGUGCUUUUCAUCGGGGAAAAUCAAUGUACUCUCUCGCUAACCGUAAGCGAUGUUGAGUUCGCUGGGCUCAUACCCCUCUUCAAGACAAUGGGGAGUC
Messenger RNA from Boeremia exigua, 2311 nucleotides. RefSeq lists its product as uncharacterized. The coding region runs from base 220 to 2208 and encodes 662 amino acids. The record is from RefSeq and is a predicted model, not a curated record. Lineage: Eukaryota; Fungi; Ascomycota; Dothideomycetes; Pleosporales; Didymellaceae. The transcript has a single exon.